UGUACACUUCCUUUCAAAGCAAUCUCAAACCUACAUUUUUGCCCCAUUCCCCUCCAUCCAUCGCUCUCUAUCCAAUUGCGCUUUGAAAAGUAAAACUGAAGCAUCGAUUUCUGGCAACACAACAUGUCUUUGAAGCACCGAUUCCAAGAAUCACGGCUUCUUUACCUCCGAAAAUGUCAAAAGCAUGGCCUUAGUUCUCCGGCGACGUGAAGAUAUCUCGCUGAUCAAUGGAAUAAAUGUCUUCUUUGCUUGUAUAAACACACUAAUCUUCCACCUUCAACCGUGAAUCAUCAUCCCUAGAUCUCAAUAAAGAUGAAAGUGGAGAAGCUUUUAUCGAAGGUUGACCAGUCGCCGAAAAGGUCGAUGAUUGAUGUGCUUAGGCCGUCGAUGAGGGCGUUGAUUAAAGAUGGUCUUUCAAAACAUUCUGAUGUUGAUGUGAAGGUUGCAGUUGCUUCCUGCAUAAGCGAGAUAACGAGAAUUACAGCUCCUGAUGCACCUUACGAUGAUAACCAAAUGAGGGAUGUAUUUAAGUUAAUUGUUUCUACGUUUGAGAGUUUAGCUGACCAGUCCAGCCGAUCUUGCCAAAAGAGCUUCAAUUCUUGA
Helianthus annuus (common sunflower) is the source of this 603-nucleotide messenger RNA. Its product is annotated as sister chromatid cohesion protein PDS5-like. NCBI's taxonomy places the organism in Eukaryota, Viridiplantae, Streptophyta, Magnoliopsida, Asterales, Asteraceae. The transcript is spliced from 3 exons. Gene Ontology annotation, cellular component: nucleus; chromatin. Bases 313 to 603 code for a protein of 96 amino acids. The record is from RefSeq and is a predicted model, not a curated record. Gene Ontology annotation, biological process: DNA repair; mitotic sister chromatid cohesion.